This is a messenger RNA of Medioppia subpectinata, 1686 nucleotides long. Lineage: Eukaryota; Metazoa; Arthropoda; Arachnida; Sarcoptiformes; Oppiidae. The record is from the annotation of a GenBank genome assembly.
AUGUCGACGGCAUCGCCGGACACGACACGUAUGAUCAUCACUGCCAUCGACUGUCUGAAGGGUCGGAAAGCGCGUCCGGACGAGUCCAAGAUCUGUCACUUCGUGGAGAGAAAGUUCGGUGUGAAGAGGGAUGCGGUGAUCGCCGCCAUGAAAGAGGCCGUCAGUCGCGGAGCGGUUCUCAAAGUGAAGUACAAGGAUUUCGUCAGUUAUCGCAAUCCAUUGAAGUUCAACCAAAAGAUGUCGAACCAUAUCAUGUGCGACAAGAGUUGGAACAUCGGUUCCCAAACUAUGAAACGAUUCCUCCGAGAGUUGCGGCUCUUAUGCCGGUCGCGACCCAACGGCGUCUCACGACUCGAUCUCAUCCAUUAUCUUCACUCUAACGCUCACUUCACUCAUUGCAGCCAUUCAUUGGUCGACAGACUUAUCACUCGUACCAUUCAAACAGGAUCAGUCAAGCGAUUGGCAAACGAUAAUUAUAUGGUUGUGUUCGGCAAACGAGUGGUUGCGCCCAAAGUGGACACCGAAAGAACCGAUCAAUUGGUGGCCAAAAUGACUGCCGAUAGUAUUGCCGCCAAUUGUGAUGAUAAUGAGAUAAUUGAUAAUCCGGAACUAACUGAAGACUCUUCGACCGCAUCCAACGGAGUGUCUGUCAGUUUAAUGUCGCGUAAAAAGGGGGCGCCAGUGAUGGCCCGCGAGAGACCGAUCAGCAAACGAAAGAAAUUCAAGAAGUGUUUGGGACCGGACUUUAUUGUCUCAUCAGAACUCGGCUCACAAUACAUGAGGAAUAGUUUUGAUCCUAAGUGUGAUUUGUGUCAAAACACAUCUUCACUCAACUCUCGAGGAGAGAGUCAACAAUUGCUCACAUGUAAAGACUGCGGCGCCAAAGCGCAUCCGAGUUGUAUGGACUAUAGCGUGGAGUUGGCCGAGAGGUCGAGUCGGAGUCCGUGGCAAUGCAUGGAUUGCAAGACUUGUGAUAUAUGUCACGAUUCAAAAGACGCGGCAAAUAUGUUGGUCUGCGAUCUCUGCGACAAAGGCUUUCAUAUGAAUUGUCACAUUCCUGUCGUUCAACUCAAACCAAUCGGCAAAUGGGAGUGCAAUGAAUGUAUUGAUAACAACACCGCUAAUAAUGUGGCCGAAAAAACAGACGUCCAAAACAUACCACACAAUGAAAUCAAUGAUUUGAACGAUAAAAGUGAGACAAUUGUUGACAAACCUAAUUCCGAGACCUCUUCGGUCUCAAGCGUUGCUUCAAAUUCAAAAGAAAAUUAUGGCAGCAGUUAUCCAGAAGUGGUUCCAAACCCGCAGAAGUGGUCGCCCGAAGACGUCGGUAACUUUAUUCGCAACAUUGGUUUCCCGGAACAGUCGCUUCUUUUCAAAGAGCAAGAGAUCGACGGAACGUCUCUUUUAUUGUUGAGACGAUCGGAUGUGUUGACCGGUUUCCACAUGAAGUUGGGUCCGGCCCUCAAAAUCUAUUCACAUAUAAUGCGUUUACAGAAAAACGACUAAACCUUUACCUUCUUUUCCGUUUUUGUUUUGUUCAGUUUUUGUGAUAUUUUAUCCCGAGUUUCACCCGAAAAGUCAUACAAUUGUGUUAUUUAUUAAACUAAUAUAAAAACUGUUUUUAAUAUAACGUAUCAAAAAAUAAUUGGUUAAUAAAUUGUCAACAAAAUUAGUAGAAACCAAAUA